Molecule: messenger RNA, 789 nt
Organism: Kalmanozyma brasiliensis GHG001
Lineage: Eukaryota; Fungi; Basidiomycota; Ustilaginomycetes; Ustilaginales
Product: Ribosomal protein S8e/ribosomal biogenesis NSA2
Exons: 2
Coding region: 1-789 (262 amino acids)
Biological process (GO): maturation of LSU-rRNA; maturation of 5.8S rRNA
Cellular component (GO): nucleolus; preribosome, large subunit precursor
Source: RefSeq, a predicted model, not a curated record
AUGCCUCAGAACGACUACAUCGAAGAGCACAUCCGUCGACACGGUCGUCGUCUCGAUCAUGAGGAGCGUCAGCGCAAGCGCGCCGCUCGUGAGGUGCACAAGGCCUCGGCUGUGGCUCAAAAGGUCACCGGUCUCAAGGCCAAGAUGCUCAACAAGAAGCGACGCAACGAAAAGAUCCAGAUGAAGAAGACGCUCAAGGCGCACGAGGAGCGCGAUGUCAAGCAGGCAUCCACGUCAUCCGAUCCCAACCAGGCGCUGCCCACCUAUCUGCUCGAUCGUGAAGGGCAAAAGGAUGCAAAGGCGCUCUCUUCGGCAGUCAAGGAGAGGAGGAAGGACAAGGCGGCACGCUACUCGGUGCCGUUGCCACAGGUGCGCGGUAUCGCCGAAGACGAGGCAUUCAAGGUCAUCAAAACCGGCAAACGCAAGCAAAAAGGCUGGAAGAGGAUGGUCACCAAACCCACUUUCGUUGGCGAGAGCUUCACACGCAAACCCCCCAAGCUCGAACGCUUCAUCCGACCCAUGGGAUUGCGAUACAACAAAGCCCACGUCACCCACCCCGAACUCAAAGCCUCGUUCAAUCUCCCCAUCGUCGGCGUAAAGAAGAACCCCCAGAGUCCGCUCUAUACCCAACUCGGCGUUCUCACCAAAGGUACGAUCAUCGAAGUCAACGUUUCCGAGCUCGGAAUGACCACCACCACCGGCAAGGUCGUCUGGGGCAAGUACGCCCAGGUCACCAACAACCCGGAGAACGAUGGCUGCGUCAACGCGGUUCUCCUCCUUUCGUCUUGA